UGAUCACCGUCUAUGAUCCCCGUGUAGGCAUUUUUAGGAGACUGAGUCAUGUUAUAUUUUCUAAAAUGAAAUGUUUAAUAGAUGUGUAUUCGUAUAUACACGAUAAUUUUAUGUUUAUUUAAGAUUUUUUUUAUCAUUCUUAUAAAAGCACAGCUUAAAGACCAGAUGAAUUAGAUAUAUAACGCCUGCAGGAUUUAAUAUUUCUAAAUAAACUGUGGGCGUUUAACUAAAGGUAAACCAAUUUUGGUUUUUAUUGCAAAAUGAAAAUUGCGUGUCUUUUAUUUUGAAAACGAUUUUUCAUAUCCACGCGGAAUUUACGUCAUUUCUCUAGUUUCUGGUAUGGAGGGAGUAUCGAAAACGUAAAUAUGAAGGAAGAAACACGUUGUUGAUCAUUUAGUUAUUUUAAAUCACUACGAACUGUUUAACAUAGCAAACAUAUAUUUUGCGGAAAUAAACAUGUGGCUGACAGACUUUGAUUGUGCUCUCCCAAUGAUGAACAGUUAUAUUCAUUUACUGUGUUAAAUACCGUAACCUCGGACUCUCUUUUAUGAGUGCCAACUCAUAAUUAAAUAAUGCAAAGGACCGUGGCAAGCCUUCCCCUGGCACCAUCAGUAAAGGCAAAGCUGAUCAAUGCAGGUUUCCAGCUGGCCACAGACCUCACUGACCUGCAACCUCUUCAACUGUGCAAAGAGACAGGGAUAUCACAGGACGAGGCAGCGGAGUUGUUGCAGAUCUUGUCCUGUGAUACUCAUCAUCACCAGAAGAGGGAAAUACAGAGCGUUACGGCGCUGGAUCUUUUGCAUGAGGAGAAAUCUCAGGGUAGCAUUGUUACAUUCUCAUCCAACCUGGAUGAUGCACUCGGUGGGGGUGUGCCUGUGGGAAAGACCACCGAGAUCUGUGGAGCCCCUGGCAUUGGAAAGACCCAACUUUGCAUGCAGUUGGUUGUGGAUGUACAAAUCCCAGUGUGUUUCGGAGGUCUGGGUGGAAAGGCGUUGUACAUAGAUACAGAAGGCAGUUUCUUGGUGCAGCGCGUAGCUGAUAUGGCAGAGGCGGCCGUGCAGCACUGCACCCUGUUAGCAGAGGACACGGAGCAGAAAAACGCUUUAGAUGAACUUACAGUAGAGAAGCUCCUCUCCAAUCUUUUCCUGGUCCGUUGCCAUGACUAUGUAGAGCUAUUAGCUGAGGUUCACCUCCUACCUGACUUCCUGGCUAAACAUCCUGAGGUACGGUUAGUAGUGAUUGACAGCAUUGCUUUCCCAUUCCGGCAUGACUUUGAGGAUCUUUCUCAGAGAACCCGCCUCCUUAACGCCCUUGCCCAACAGCUCAUCCAACUAGCAACAGAACACAGUGUGGCGGUUGUGUUGACCAAUCAAAUGACCACAAGAGUUUCAAAUGUCCAAUCCAGGCUUGUUCCAGCAUUAGGUGAGAGUUGGGGCCAUGCCGCCACCCAGAGACUCAUUCUGCAUUGGGAGGGAACUAAAAGGCUAGCAUCCCUGUACAAGUCCCCAAGUCAAAUGGAGGCCACAAUUCAAUAUGAGAUUACAGUUCAGGGGUUUAGGGAUGUCCCGGAUGAUCCCAGGGCUAAUGUUGAAUCAUCUACUGUCUCAUCUCCAUCUGGAAACCACAGUAAACGUCCUCGAAUGGAGAAUCAGUCUUGAGGGUGCUUUGCAGGGCAUAUUGUUUUUUAAUAGUACAUGAGAAAACCACAUUAGCUACAUAACUAGAAAUUUGCAUGAACAGGAAUAGCAGUAAUGUACAGAAAUAUUUAUAUAAUAUGAAAAGUCAGUUAAGGUUUAUUGUGUAAUUUAUCAGUGGAAUGAUGUGGACUCUUAGUUAAUUCUGUAAUGUUCAGUAAUUGUGUUUUAUGUUGUUAUCCAUGACAGUAACUGUGUUUACCAAAAGCACUUAGCCAUAGAAAAGCAGUACAUUACUGAUUCCAGUGUGGAUUUCUCACAAGAUUGGGGUGAAAUAACUGUUCCAAAGUGGCUGAAGCUUUCCAUCAUAACUUAAAUUGGUUGACGGGCCAAGUCAGACUUCAUAUUUGUCAAAUUAUGUGGAGCUAUUCCUGAUAUUCAUUUUUUGCACCACUUCACCUGGCUUAUACAGUCCUGUAUGUAAUAUAUGCAAAAUUGUUUUUAUGGAGCCCGGAGUGUUGACGAUUAGUCAAACUAAUUGACAAUCUUCAGUCAUUUAUCACGGCACUUAAAUUGCACGGGCGACACUAUGUGCCAUAAUUUCUAAUGAACUGUAUUUGUAACAUUGUAUUGAAUAAUUUGGCCGCAGUGAACCCAGUGAGACGGCAAUGUUGUCUACAUUGUGCUGUAUAGAUCACAUUCGAAUGACAUUUCCACAUGACAUUGUUCUGUGAAUGAUGGUAUGAAGAUGAAGAGUUUGCUGCCCACAUUCACCUCUAAGUAACAUUAAUAAUUUAGCUUUAGAUUGUGCCUGUGCAAUAUCAAUAUAUCAUUUCGGUUUCAGUUCA
This is a messenger RNA of Paramisgurnus dabryanus, 2482 nucleotides long. It is a transcript of the gene rad51c, whose product is annotated as RAD51 paralog C. Gene Ontology annotation, molecular function: ATP-dependent DNA damage sensor activity; four-way junction DNA binding; crossover junction DNA endonuclease activity. Gene Ontology annotation, biological process: meiotic DNA recombinase assembly; DNA repair; reciprocal meiotic recombination. Gene Ontology annotation, cellular component: replication fork; Rad51B-Rad51C-Rad51D-XRCC2 complex; Rad51C-XRCC3 complex. NCBI's taxonomy places the organism in Eukaryota, Metazoa, Chordata, Actinopteri, Cypriniformes, Cobitidae. The record is from RefSeq and is a predicted model, not a curated record.